AUGGUAGAAGGAAUAAUAAUUUGGGUCUGUGUUAGAAACCCUAAACAAUCGCCACUGGUUAAGGAGUGCAAGCCUGUGUGACAGCACAGGUCUAGGCUAUCUGCUUGGUUGGACUUCGCUUUUGGAUAGUGGAUAGUUUCAUUUCAUGUCUGAAUCAGACGCACAGCUUCCUACUGCCUUUGUUGCUGAUGUUCUAUUGUGGAGGAGGUGGCAUGUUUCCUUGGGUGUCAUUGUUGUUGCUACAAUUGCCUGGAUCCUAUUUGAGUGGACUGGUUUACCAUUUUUAACAAUUUGUUCAGAUGUCUUGCUGAUUUUGAUCGUACUAUUGUUUCUGAAUGCAAACUUUGCUGCCCUAAGGAAUAAACAACCACCAACUCUACCUGAGCUAGUUGUGUCAGAGGAGAUGGUUAAUAAUGUAGCAGCUUCAUUUCGUGUGAAAAUGAAUAACGUGCUCCUUAUGGCUCAUGAUAUCACUAUUGGCAAGGAUUUUAGAGUUUUUUUCAAGGUGGUGGUUUGUCUGUGGCUCUUCUCUGUCAUUGGCAGUGUCAUCUCCUUCUUCACACUUGCAUAUAUUGGAACCCUCAUGAUGAUUACUAUCCCUGCGUUGUACAGCAAAUAUGGAGAUAAUGUAGAUAAAUGGUGUGGAGCUAUACACCACCAAUUUUCAAAACAUUAUAGAAUCGUAGAUGAAAAUGUUUUCAACAGGCUGCCCCGUAAUAUAUCAAAGGACAAAGAGUCUUGAUUUUCAUGGUCUUCCAAUUCAUGUUCCUUUUAUGAAAACUAAUUCCAUUUUGUUGAUGAUUGCGUUGUUUAGAAUCUUGUCACCACCUUGUCUCAUAUGUGAAGGGGGCACUUUUGUAGUUUAGAUGUUGCUCAAGUCAACUGCAUGGAAGCUAUCUUCAUAUUCCGAAUGACAUAGUUUGAGGAUGUUGAAGGUAGCAUUUAUAAAUCAUUUGCUAAAAUAUGUUGAAAAAUGUAUACCCCACCACCGAUAACACCCUCAGGUGAACAAGUGUCCGAAGUAAAUAUUUGAAUAUAUAUUGUCAUUAUUGUUGAUGAAGCUAUUUGGGAUGUUAGUGAACUCUAUUGUUACUUGAUAUACUGGUUGAUAGAAAUUCUCUGUUGUCCUUGGCAGGGGGCACUAGUCUGGAAUAAGUAGUUUGUUACAAUGUAUAAUUUUCAU
Messenger RNA from Abrus precatorius (Indian licorice), 1183 nucleotides. RefSeq names its product reticulon-like protein B16. The coding region runs from base 146 to 742 and encodes 198 amino acids. The record is from RefSeq and is a predicted model, not a curated record. The transcript is spliced from 6 exons. NCBI's taxonomy places the organism in Eukaryota, Viridiplantae, Streptophyta, Magnoliopsida, Fabales, Fabaceae.